Molecule: messenger RNA, 1203 nt
Organism: Mitosporidium daphniae
Lineage: Eukaryota; Fungi; Microsporidia
Product: HMGbox protein
Exons: 2
Coding region: 1-1203 (400 amino acids)
Biological process (GO): regulation of DNA-templated transcription
Molecular function (GO): DNA binding, bending; zinc ion binding
Source: RefSeq, a predicted model, not a curated record
AUGAUGUCAUCAAUAUCAACAUCAAGCACUUUAGCUUGUAACACACACAAAAAGGGCGAUCAUCUCUUCACGCUUAGUCCAAUCCCUGAAGCAUUGAUUGAAACCGAUGAUGGCGCCAUUUCACCCCAAAUCUCUACAAAAUCACACGCCCAUCGUACCCUUACAUUGGACAAAAAGCAAUGCUGCUCGUGCGGAACCUUUGUGACGCCCGUUUGGCGUAGACACUCAUAUUCCUCGAUAUUGAACCUAGAUACAUCUCCCUUGACAUUCGACCCCUACAGUUCGUCAGAUGAGGCAAGCAUUGCACACGGCAGCGACAAUGACAGCAGCAGCAGCAUUUUAAUAUGCUCCGAAUAUGCGGCUCAGAAAAGGUACCUUUGCAAUGCCUGCGGCAUCAAAUACAAAAAGCUGAACCAGGCGUCUUUCAUCUCGUCAUCCCGCUCGCUUCAAAAGAGAAAGUCGCUCGACUAUUCCAUCGACAUCAAGCCAAAAGCGGAGGCUUUUUCCGUGUACGAUACAAAUCGAGAAAAUUUUCUCGGCUCCAAUGUGCCCAUUUUCCCGAUAAAAAGCCCCAAACCGAUGCCGAAAGUGCGGAGGCCCUCGACUUCGUUUAUCUUUUUUUGCAGAGAAUACAGAAAGUCGCUUACCAAGCAAAACCCGUCGUGUUCGUUUGGACAAAUCAGCAAGAUUUUAGGCGAAAUGUGGUCUUCCCUGCCUGAUUCCCACAAACAGAUCUACAUUGCUCAAGGUCAGCAGGAUGAAUAUAGGUAUGCGAUGGAAAAGCAGGCCAUGUUCUCGAGCCUGUUGGGAAACUUGCCUCUCUCCGUGAACGACAAUAUCAUCGGUGAUGGUUCGUUUUUGCAUCCAUCGCAAGGCUCAACGCCCCUUUCGGCCUCUCCGGCCAUCAACGAUGCUUUAUUGUCAAUGGAUCGAUCACAAGAGAUGUCCAAUGUCAAUGGCAAGUAUUGUUUCUACCAUUACAAUCCCAACUCGAUCCCGGCUCAAGCUCAUGACUUGAAAGUGAUACCAGAAACGCUCUCUGCCGCUCAAUAUGAAAUACCCGUACAGGGCCCUUGUUAUUCUCAAACCCCCGUAUUUAUUGACUAUGCUGCAGCUAACCAGCUGUUGUUUCAAUUCCCCUAUUCCUAUCCCCAGGAUAUUUAUCCCAUUGCAGAUGAUCAACAAAAAGGCUUCAACAGUUGA